UGAGGGCGGGCGAUGCUCGGGGCUCCGCGGGGCUCCGCGGCCGCCGGGCAGCGCCAUGAACCUGGGCGAUGGACUGAAGCUCGAAACUGAAGUGCUGGAUGGAAAGCCUAGGCUAAUUUUAGCUUCUUCUGAUAAAUCAAAGCCUGCCAUGAAGAUGGGUAAUAAAGCCAGAGCACCUAAACAGGCAUUGAGAAUAAAGCAUGCUGGGCUCAUCUUGAGGCCAACACAAAAUGCUUGUAUCAAGAAGGAAAAUUUAACAAAACCAAGGAGUGAGUCAAGCUUAUCAAUGACAAAAGGUGAAAAACUGCAAGUUAAUAAACACUCCUCACAUGAAGCCACAACUAAAGGUUACUCUUUGAUUUUCCAAAGAGAUAAGACAAACAGAUAUCCUGAUUCAGAGGAUUCUAGUAUUGUGAAAAAAACUAAACACAAACCUCAAGCCCCACAUGUAUCAGCUGAAGACUUUAAAAGUUUGGUGUGUUUAACACAAGCACAGCUUCAACAGAUUUUGAUGAUUGUUAAAGAAGGAAGAAGCAUCUCAGAGACUCAUAAUGAAAAGCAAGAGGAAAUGGCUGCUAAUGAGGCAUCAGAGGAGAAUGUUACAGCAUCACUCCAAAAAGAUUGUGACGUGUCCCCAGUUCCAGAUGAAGUAAACUCUGAUUCAGGCAGGGAACAAGAAGCACAUCCACAGCCAGGACAGAAUGUUAUAAAAGAUUCAUGGAAACCUGCUGACUUGUUUAGUACCUUGGGUGAAAGAGAAGGGGAGAAAGCCUUACUGGAAUUUAAAAAGACCCAAUGGAAGAAGGAAUUAGAUGAACAGGUAGCACUGAAGAAGAAGCUGAAAGAAACUCUGGAGGGAGAGGUGGGUUAUUUCUGGGCAAAACUUGGCAGUAAUAAAAUGCCUAAAGUGGAAGCACCUGACACAGACCAGACAGUGCUUCCAGCUGCCUCAGUUCAUGGCACUGAGGAGAACUCUGCCUGUACAGCUGCUUUAGCCACAGAGGCUGAUGGAGUUGCACUGAAUGUUCCAAGAGCUCCAGCUGGGCAGUCUUCUGAUUUCAGUCCUUCUGACUUUCCAGCUGGCAGUUGCACAGCACUGGGUUUCAGGGAAGCUGUGCCACAGCAGCGACCUUUUAGUGCUCUGAAACAUGAGCAACAGAAGAAGUGGCUUGAAGAGUUGGACAAGCAGAAGGAAGAAGCUAAACUACGAAAAUUAGAAGAAAAACUUAAUUUAUCCAAGGCAGAAGAGCAUGACCGAUGGGAAAUGCAUUUUGAUUCUUUUAAGAACCGCUUUAAUGGUAAUGCACGACACCCUUUAAAUGGAAUGCACAGAAAGCCUGAAAGUCUUUCCCUGUCACCUGAUGCCAAGGACCCGAGUGCUUUCAUUCACCCUUUGUCUCCUGCAGCUUUAGGCAACCUCAUGCCCUUACAGAUGGGAACUGCAGAAAAAGCUGCUAAAAAUGGUGCUUUGGAACAAAGUCAGAGGGUCAGUUUCCUCCGUUCCAUGACAGCUCUGCUGGACCCUGCACAGAUUGAGGAGAGGGACAGGAGGCGCCAGAAGCAGUUGGAACAUCAGAAAGCAAUCAUGGCUCAGGUGGAAGAAAAGCGGAAGCAGAAACAACUGGAGGAAGAGCAGAGAAAAUGGGAAGAACAACAGGAAGAACUGCGCCUGGCACGAGAAAAAGCACAACUGCAGAAACAGUUUGAAGAAGAAAUGCUGAAACAAAGACAAAAGGAGGAACCUGCAACUCUUAAAGCUAGAGAGCUUUAUCAGACAAUGGAGAAAGCUCAGGAAUUAGCCCAGGGAUCAAAACAAGACCAGCACAUUCCAGACUUGGCUCAGAAAGCACAUGACAUUUCACAACUUCAGAAAAGUCUUGGUGGUGGUGAUACAGAGUUUGACAGCUGUAAUUCUGGCAUUUCAGCACAAAGGACUGAUUUCCCUGCUGGUGUGGAGAGCCCCCCUGAGCAGCAGGCCUCCCCUCGGAAGGACACGGCGGUGCAGACAGAUUGCUUUAAUACUUCAGCAUACACGGAGUCAGCUGAGGAAAGAACUGCAUGUUGUGAAUCACCUGAUAUUUCCAUAGAAUAUAAAGAAAUGUCUAACAGCAAAAAAUACCAGAAGGAAAUGCAGUAUAUGGAUAAAAAUGAACUUCCAGGAAAAGGGACUGGUGGUAUUUACAGUGAUCUAUACGAGCAGUAUGCAAGAAAAGAAAGGCACAUUAAAUCUUUGGAAAAGUACAGCAAAAGACCUGACUGGAACAUAAACAAGCCUGGGAAAAGAUACAUUCCAGCCUCAGAAAGGUACCCUAAACCACUGCAGAAACAGAGGGAGGAGAACAAGGUGCGCCGCCAAAUGGAGCUGCUGCAGUUGGUGGAAAGGAACAGCCCUGGGCAGCUCAGUGCAAGGAGGGGGGGGCACUCAGCCAGGUCCCUCUCACCUCGGGAAGAAACAGCUGUGAAGAGUAAGGGCCACAGAGGCAGAAAGGAAGAAAAAUUACAUAAGAACCACUUGAAUGAAGAAAGAUCUGAAUCACCACCUGUUCCGGCAGUUAGGAACAGAUUACUCCAAGAACAACAAAGAGAGAUCCAGGCUUCUCAUUUCCUGGUGUAUAACCAGCUGGGUGGAAGAGAGAAGGACGGCCAGGCAGCCUCCCAGCAGAGGAGCUCCCCCGCUGCAGGCGCCGAGCCGCGGAGCCCUCCCUCGGCGCAGUUCGUGCCCUACGUGCGCACACGGGAGGUUUUCUGCCUCCAGCCGGAGGCACCGCUGGGCCGAGCCUCGCCACGCCACACCCACGAUUCUUACCAAAUGCCACGACAGAUUUUUAGCUCAGAUCACGUUAGAGAUGCUGUUCGAAAUCCUGAUGUAGUUACAAUCAGAGAAAGACAACAAGAAAUUCUCAAAGGAUUGUCAAAAUUACGACAGGGCCUCCUGCAGAAGCAGAAGGAGUUGGAGAACACUCUGAUUCCCAUUGUAGCUCAAGAGAACUUCAUGCCACCGUUUUGAGAGAUGCAUAAAAAUGUUCUGAAUCCUUAAAUAUGGAAAUGCACUGCACUUUGCUACUGAAAUUAAUUACAAACCACCUCUAGUUUUUUUUAUGAAAAUUAAAUUAUGAUAAUUUUGAUAGACUACAGGGUCAUGUUACAUUUUAUAUUGAAGAUACUUUAAACUCAUGAUGAUUUGUCUGUUUAGAAUGGUUUUCAUGCUACUUGAAGACAAGUGUCAAUUUAAUAUAAAUCACCAAAACCAUGGAAGUAAACUGUUACAUGGGUUUUUGUAGAACUCAGUGUGUGAAUUUUGAUAAAUAAAAAUAUUAAGAUGAA
This is a messenger RNA of Vidua macroura (Pin-tailed whydah), 3324 nucleotides long. It is a transcript of the gene CCDC66, whose product is annotated as coiled-coil domain containing 66. Gene Ontology annotation, biological process: cilium assembly. The transcript is spliced from 19 exons. Lineage: Eukaryota; Metazoa; Chordata; Aves; Passeriformes; Viduidae. Gene Ontology annotation, molecular function: microtubule binding. Gene Ontology annotation, cellular component: cilium; microtubule. Bases 56 to 3007 code for a protein of 983 amino acids. The record is from RefSeq and is a predicted model, not a curated record.